AUGAGGAAUGUGUCGGUGGUGACAGAGUUCGUCCUGCUGGGCAUCCCGCACACGCAGGGCCUGGAAACCACGCUCUUCCUCCUGUUCCUGGCCUUCUACCUCUUCACCCUGCUGGGAAACCUGCUCAUCUUCCUGGCCAUUGUCUCCUCCCCCCGGCUGCACACACCCAUGUACUUCUUCCUGUGCAAGCUGUCUGUGUGUGAUAUAUUCUUCCCCUCGGUGAGCUCCCCCAAGAUGCUCUUCUACCUGGUGGGGAACAGCCGAGUGAUUUCCUACUCGGGGUGCGUGUCCCAGCUCUUCUUCUACCACUUCCUGGGCUGCACCGAGUGCUUCCUGUACACGGUGAUGGCCUACGACCGCUUCGUGGCCAUCUGCUUUCCUCUGCGCUACUCCACCACCAUGAGCCACAGAGUGUGUGCCAUCCUGGCGCGGGGCACCUCCUUCGGUGGCUGCAUCCAGGCCAUCUUUCUAACUGUGCUGACCUUCCAGCUGCCCUACUGUGGCCCCAACGAGGUGGACUAUUACUUCUGCGACAUCCCGGUGAUGCUGAAGCUGGCCUGCGCGGACACCUCGUCCCUGGAGCUGGUGGGGUUGGUCAGCGUGGGCCUCAUGCCCCUCAGCUGCUUCCUCCUCAUCCUGGCCUCCUACAGCUGCAUCGUGGGCUCCAUCCUGCGGAUCCGCUCUGCAGAGGGCCGGCGCCGGGCCUUCUCCACCUGCAGCGCCCACCUCACGGCCAUCCUAAUUUUCUAUAUGCCGGUGGUCCUCAUCUACCUGCAGCCCACCCCCAAUCCCUGGCUGAAUGCAACCAUUCAGGUCCUGAAUAACCUGGCCACCCCCAUGCUGAAUCCUUUGAUUUACAGCCUCAGGAAUAAAGAGGUGAAGUCCUCGCUGAGAAGGGUCCUGCAUCGAUUGGGCUUCCUUCCUGAGGAGUCAUGA
Molecule: messenger RNA, 936 nt
Organism: Dipodomys ordii (Ord's kangaroo rat)
Lineage: Eukaryota; Metazoa; Chordata; Mammalia; Rodentia; Heteromyidae
Product: olfactory receptor 149-like
Exons: 1
Coding region: 1-936 (311 amino acids)
Biological process (GO): G protein-coupled receptor signaling pathway
Cellular component (GO): membrane
Molecular function (GO): olfactory receptor activity; G protein-coupled receptor activity
Source: RefSeq, a predicted model, not a curated record